AUGAUGUCUUUCCUAGACAAAGCCAGGCUGGCUGCCAGGUUGGGGAAGGACCAAGCCGAACCUGAUGCUACUACCGCGAAGACAGAGCUGUCUCCCACAAAGCCAGGCAGCAAGCCAGAGAGUGAGGAUUCGCCAGCCAAGACGGAAGCCAAGCAAGAGCCGGGGGGUUCUGCAAAGCGGUGGUGCUCAACAGCCAGCAAGCAGUGCUCAAAAAUGGAGGGUGACCUCACAUUGGAACUGCUGGAGUACAUGGCCUCUUGGCAAGGAGAUCUCUCGGACAUGAUGGACCUGGAAGUGUCUCAGCAUCCUGCUGCCAUAGUCCCUCAGAUCCUGGCGUCACCAAACUCCGAGCACAACGCAGCCAACUGCAACCAGAUUGAGGUGUUCUUGGAAGCGUAUCACGCGAAGAGAAAUCUUCCGUUCCUGUUCAAGCAGGGCCACCGGUAUGUUUCUCGACUUCUGUUGCGCCCUCAUUAA
Messenger RNA from Symbiodinium natans, 477 nucleotides. The record is from the annotation of a GenBank genome assembly. NCBI's taxonomy places the organism in Eukaryota, Dinophyceae, Suessiales, Symbiodiniaceae.